Messenger RNA from Pristis pectinata (smalltooth sawfish), 3462 nucleotides. Its product is annotated as phosphatidylinositol 4-phosphate 5-kinase type-1 gamma-like. Gene Ontology annotation, molecular function: phosphatidylinositol kinase activity. Gene Ontology annotation, biological process: phosphatidylinositol metabolic process. Bases 240 to 3263 code for a protein of 1007 amino acids. The record is from RefSeq and is a predicted model, not a curated record. NCBI's taxonomy places the organism in Eukaryota, Metazoa, Chordata, Chondrichthyes, Rhinopristiformes, Pristidae. The transcript has 26 exons.
CGGCUUCUGUGGAGUCGGAGCAUGCGUGCUGGCGCCAUGGCGGUGUCCGGGAGAAGCAGCUGAGAAGGUGGCCGCCUGGGGUCCGAGUCCGGCGCCACCUUGCUACAAUCCAUUAGCGUAGCUAACUGAAAACGAUCUCUUAUCCACGGCCGAUCCACCCUACUACCAGUGGGUGGGCGCCUGUGGCGCCACUCAUGUAGAGUGCGGUCUCCGAGUCUGCGGCUGGGCCUCGGCGCAAGAUGGCGGCGGAGGGGAGCGGCGCAGCGGCAGGUUUAACUUCCAGGAGGGCACCAUCUUCUGAGAUGGCUGGCUCUUCCCACAGCAUGCAGUUGAAAAAGAUAGGUCACCGAGGAGUGGAUUCGACUGGUGAAACUACGUAUAAGAAGACGACCUCCUCUGCCCUCAGAGGUGCAAUCCAGCUGGGGAUCACGCACACAGUGGGGAGCCUCAGCACCAAGCCUGAGCGAGAUGUCCUUAUGCAGGACUUCUACGUGGUGGAAAGCAUCUUCUUUCCAAGUGAAGGGAGUAACUUGACACCAGCCCAUCACUACUCAGAUUUCCGGUUCAAGACCUAUGCUCCUGUGGCAUUCCGGUAUUUUCGGGAGCUCUUCGGUAUUCGACCGGAUGACUAUUUGUAUUCCCUGUGUAAUGAACAACUGUUUGAGCUAAGUAACCCGGGUGCUAGUGGUUCUGUUUUCUAUGUGUCUGCUGAUGAUGAGUUUAUCAUUAAAACGGUUCAGCACAAGGAGGCGGAGUUCUUGCAGAAGCUACUCCCUGGAUAUUACAUGAACUUGAACCAGAACCCUCGCACAUUGCUGCCCAAGUUCUUUGGGCUCUACUGCAUCCAAUCUGGGGGCAACAAUAUUCGACUGGUAGUCAUGAACAACCUUCUGCCUCGGGUGAUGAAAAUGCACCUGAAGUAUGACUUGAAAGGAUCGACCUACAAGCGCCGGGCCUCCCAGAAAGAACGUGAUAAGUCACGGCCAACGUUUAAAGACCUGGACUUCCUGCAUGAUAUUCCUGAUGGUCUUUUCCUGGAUACAGAUAUGCACAGUGCCUUAUGUAAAACAAUUCAGAGAGACUGUUUGGUAUUACAGAGUUUUAAAAUCAUGGACUACAGUUUGCUGGUAGGAAUUCAUAACAUGGAUAUAGCCAGCCGGGAGCGGGAGACUGAGGGGCAGCAACCUGGCACAGAUGGCAUUGGACUAUCAGAUGCACGAAGACCAAUGGGCCAACGCUCCCUUUACUCAACGGCGGUGGAGGCCAUCCAAGGUGAAUCACGCCUGGGAGCCACCAGUGAAACAGAUGAACAGAUGGGAGGUAUUCCAGCUCGGAACUCCAAAGGGGAGCGCCUCAUGCUGUAUAUUGGCAUUAUAGACAUCUUGCAGUCCUACAGGUUUAUAAAGAAGUUGGAACAUUCUUGGAAGGCCCUUGUACAUGAUGGAGAUACAGUGUCUGUGCACAGACCUGGUUUCUAUGCUGAGCGUUUUCAGCGAUUCAUGUGCAACACAGUUUUCAAGAAAAUACCACUUAAACCUUCCCCGUCGAAGAAAAGCAGACUCGGUAUGACAUCAAUGAGGCGGCCUGCAACAGGGGGGUCUGGACAAGCACCCUCAUCCUUGACUGAGGAAGGCAAAGGACAGGUGCCGACAAAGGAGAUAAUUCAGGCGAUAAUAGAACCAGGAGCAUAUCAGGGUCGGCCUGACAUCCUGCCCAGGACCCCACCACUUGAUGAGGCCGCCAGUGAUUCAGCAGCAACGACUUUGUCCAGUUCUUCCCUUGCAGAACCCGGAGCGCUGGACAGCACAGGAACUAAUUCCCCAGUUACAAGGCCUCUGGGAUUGGAUGUGCACACCACUGAUGAGACUGAACAGCAUCCAAAUGAACUAGUUGCCAGCAGCGUCGAAAGUAUACCUCCAAUUAUUUCGGAGCCAGCCUCGGGGACCCCUCUUUCAGAGCUGUCUGUUGCGUCAAAGGCAGAGGAAGGUACCCGGUGCCGUGACACACUGUUAGAGACUGAAAUCUGCUUCUUCUUGGAGGGAAGGUAUUGGAUUUGCUCAUCGCCCAUAUUUCCCCGGCCCCCAUGUCUUCCAAAGCCUCCAGAGGCCAAUAGCAAGGAUGUCAAAAUGGUUCUGGAGAGCACGAUGGUCUGUGUUGACAACAGUGAAUACAUGAGGAAUGGAGACUUCCUGCCAACCAGGCUGCAAGCACAGCAGGAUGCCGUCAACAUCGUGUGCCAUUCCAAAACACGAAGCAAUCCUGAGAACAACGUGGGGCUCAUCACGCUUGCCAAUAACUGUGAGGUUCUCACGACUUUGACCCCUGACACGGGUCGGAUUCUCUCCAAGCUUCAUGCCGUCCAGCCCACUGGGAAAAUCAGCUUCUGCACUGGCAUCCGAGUUGCCCACUUAGCUCUUAAACAUCGUCAAGGGAAGAACCACAAAACACGGAUAAUUGUAUUUGUCGGAAGCCCAGUAGAAGACAAUGAAAAGGAUUUGAUCAAAUUGGCCAAGAGACUGAAGAAGGAAAAAGUGAAUGUGGAUAUCGUGAACUUUGGAGAGGAGGAAGCAAACACAGACAAGUUAACAGCUUUUAUCAAUGCACUGAAUGGAAAGGAUGGAACAGGUUCCCAUCUGGUGACAGUGCCUCCAGGCCCAAGUCUCGCAGAUGCUCUUAUCAGCUCCCCCAUCCUAGCCGGGGAAGGGGGCACCAUGCUCGGACUUGGAGCCAGUGAUUUUGAGUUUGGAGUGGACCCCAGUGCAGACCCUGAAUUGGCCCUGGCUCUCCGUGUGUCAAUGGAGGAACAGCGGCAGCGGCAGGAAGAGGAGGCCAGGCGAGCGGCAGCUGUGUCAGCCGUGGAGGCGGGAAUUGUGACUCCUACUGGUGACGAGCCAGAUGAUGCCCUUCUGAAGAUGUCAAUAAACCAGCAGGAGUCCCCAGAAACUGGGCUGCCAGAUAUAAGCAGCAUGACUGAGGACGAGCAGAUUGCCUACGCCAUGCAGAUGUCUCUCCAGGCAGCCGAGUUUGGGAGUGCUGCAGAUUUAUCCGGCAUGGACGCUGGCACUGCCAUGGACACAUCAGAAGCUACUGCCAAGGAAGAAGAUAACUACGAUGUCAUGGAGGACCCAGAGUUCUUGCAGAGUGUGUUGGAAAACCUGCCUGGGGUUGACCCUAAUAACGAAGCUAUUCGCAAUGCCAUGGGCUCCCUGCAAUCACAGACUUCAAAGGAUGGCAAGAAGGACAAGGAAGAAGAGAAAAAAUGAGGUGCUUCAGCUGGUGUCGCUGAGAGAGAGCUUCACUGCAUUGCUGCCCACUGUAACCUGGUGCCACAACAGUCUUUUGCAGUAAUAGCUGCAAAUGGUAGAAAUUGUGCUCAGAUAUCUUUUUAUUUCCCUUUUCCUUUAUAUGCUGUGUAAAAGCUCCUGACCUACAGUGGAAUGUUAAUAAAAUAUUCUUCUUGCA